AUGCUCUAUUCCUGGUGCUCCUUCGAAGUGACACCCCUCUGCGCACCAGCGCUCUACGCAUAUGACCGGCUGAUCACGUUUGAUCGCGAGGUGGAUCUCAUAUGGGGACGUCCGAGCCAGCGAAGGAUACCCAUCGUGCCUAUUCUCUACGUGCUGAUGCACGUAUCCACUCCACUGUAUUUCGUGAUUAACAUCGCUACCUGGUGGGACCUCGAUUGUAAGGCAAGUCCUCCUUCGCUAUGGCACGUACUACAUUCAGCAAUCUCCGCCCUGCGCGUAUACGCGAUCAAUCCACGAGACUGGUCAGUACCCAUCAUGGUCUUCGCCCUGUCCCUCGUUCCAGUGGCUACGAACCUGGUGCGCACAAUUUAUCAGACUCGAGUCUGCCGAUCGUGCAACAUGUCAGUAUCAUCUCAAUGCUCGGGGUUUUGCCCUCUCAUCGCGACGCGCGUCAGUACUGUCGUCGGCGAUGCGCUCGUGCUGCUCGCAACUUGGCGCGUCACGUACGGCGUCAAGCGGAUGUCGCACCUCACCAAGUCAGACAUUCCUCUCACGCUGCUCCUCCUGCGAGAUGGUGAGCAUUCUGCGUGA
Messenger RNA from Fomitopsis serialis, 591 nucleotides. RefSeq lists its product as uncharacterized. Bases 1 to 591 code for a protein of 196 amino acids. The record is from RefSeq and is a predicted model, not a curated record. The transcript has 4 exons. NCBI's taxonomy places the organism in Eukaryota, Fungi, Basidiomycota, Agaricomycetes, Polyporales, Fomitopsidaceae.